GUUCUGAGCGAAAAAAUAGGCAGCUUUGCCUCAAUAAAGUAUAUGAUAAGUAUUCGGAGCUUCACUUUCAAGUGUUCGCUUCGCUAUUUAACAAGGGGAAACAUUUAUAACCUCUACAUGGCUGAGAGUAACAGUGUGACUGCCCACACGUCUUGCGCGCUGGUCGGCGCCUCUGCCCGGGUCCCUCUGCAGGAUGGACGGGCUGUGUUUCUGGGCCGGGGGCCGGACACCGGAGUCACCGACAAGAAAUGCUCCAGACACCAGGUGAAGGUGGUGGCUUGCUUUGAGGACAAAGAUGCAACUGUCACUCAGCUGGGUCCCAAUCCCAGUUUCCUGGACGAACAGAAACUGGGCCGUGGCCAGUCUGGUAAACUCACCCACGGGGGCACCCUCUACCUGGUUAACCAGAACCACCCAUUUAAAUUGCACUACUCCCUGAGCUCAAAUGGAAUAACCUCUAGCCCAGCACAGAAAGCCACAGAGAAGACAAAAGGAGGGAAGAAUGGGAGAGAAAAAGAGGGGCAGUGGAGUCCCAACCCUAAGCGUAAUAUAAAGGAUUUCUUCUCUGCCUCACCCAAGAAGACAUCUAAGAGGCCACUGAGCCCAGAGAUGGGGCACCAUGGCAUGAAGCGCCAAAGAAAAGACGAGGAUGUCUCAGGUGGAUGGAUUAAAAAAGAGGAGGAGGAGGAGGAGGAUGAAGAGGAGAGACUGGCAGAGGAAAGGCUCAAGCAGCUGCAGAUGUUUGCAGAGAAGUCGAUGACAGAGAAGAGUAACAGCACCCAGCCUUCAGCGUCUUCAUUGUCUUCAAAGGCUUGUGUAAAGAGCAGCUGGCAGCAGUUUGGCAACCUGAUGCUUUAUACUGCAGCUGGGGUCAGAGCCAGUGACAAGAUUGCUGGCUUUGAUAUAGACGGUUGCAUCAUCACCACCAAGUCUGGCAAAGUCUUUCCAACUGCACCAGAUGACUGGAAGAUUCUGUACCCUGAGAUUCAGCCUAGGCUGGCCAGCUUGCUUAAGAAAGGAUACAAGGUGGUGUUCUUCACCAACCAGAUGGGGAUCGCUCGAGGCAAACUCAGACCAGAAGUCUUUAAAUCUAAAGUGGAGGACAUCCUCACCAAGCUGCAGCUACCUGUGCAGGUGUUUGUAGCUGCUGGUCCUGGUAUCUACAGGAAGCCAGCGAUGGGAAUGUGGAAUCACUUGUGUGAGAAGGUGAAUGAUGGUGUUCCUGUUGAUAAGACACAGAGUCUUUAUGUCGGAGAUGCUGCAGGUAGGCCAGAGAACUGGGCUCCAGGGAAGAAGAAGAAGGAUUUCUCCUGCAGUGACCGACUGUUUGCUCUGAACAUCAGGUUGCAGUUCCACACUCCAGAGGAAUACUUCUUGGGCUGGAAGAGCGCCCCCUACAACUUACCUGAAUUUGACCCUAGGAAACUCGACUCCUCUGCCAGGCUGUAUGACCCGCCGUCUGCCUCCCUCACCUCCAGCAAGACAGAGGUUAUUGUUGCUGUGGGUUUCCCCGCAUCGGGUAAAUCCACUUUCUUCCACACCCAUGUCAUACCACAGGGCUAUGCAUACGUCAACAGGGACACGCUUGGUUCGUGGCAGAGCUGUGUGGCUGCAUGUGAGCGCGCUCUGAGGGAGGGCCGCAGUGUCGCCGUGGACAACACCAACCCAGACCCAGAGUCUCGAAAACGAUAUUUGGAUGUGGCCAAGGCAGCAGGAGUGUCCUGUCGCUGUUUCCACUUCUCAGCCUCUCUGGAACAAGCCAAACACAACAACAGAUACCGUGAGAUGGCUCCCUCAGACAGCAAACACAACAAGGUCAAUGACAUGGUUUUCCACAGCUACAAAAAACACUUUGUGGCUCCUGCUCUCUCCGAGGGAUUCUCCGAGAUUCUCCACAUCCACUUUGUACCUAACUUCAAAGACAGCCAAUCAGAAACGUUGUUCCGACAGUUCUCCGAAGGCUGAUUGGACUGCUGGCUCUCGAACACCUUGUUUACUUAUUGAGACAGAAAAAAACACUGAUUGCAACUAGUGAAGAAGUGAGAUCCAACUAAAAAGCAAGAAUCGUGGCGAAGACAUCUGAAUGGGCAGAAUACUUGU
This is a messenger RNA of Scomber japonicus (chub mackerel), 2100 nucleotides long. It is a transcript of the gene pnkp, whose product is annotated as polynucleotide kinase 3'-phosphatase. Gene Ontology annotation, cellular component: nucleus. The transcript is spliced from 17 exons. The record is from RefSeq and is a predicted model, not a curated record. Gene Ontology annotation, biological process: DNA repair. Lineage: Eukaryota; Metazoa; Chordata; Actinopteri; Scombriformes; Scombridae. Gene Ontology annotation, molecular function: ATP-dependent polydeoxyribonucleotide 5'-hydroxyl-kinase activity; protein binding; polynucleotide 3'-phosphatase activity. Bases 43 to 1965 code for a protein of 640 amino acids.